AUGGCCUGUCGGCAACGUGCCACACGUGCCGAGCAGACUAUACCCAAGAAGGCAUGUCUCCCCGAAUGUAAUCACGUGCUCAGCAUCGGCGAUCAGUUGAUGAUAACGCUUCGCACUCGCAUGUUGUCCACACCUACUCCUGUAUCGUACACUAUCCGCGUUGUCUGGACCGAGCUGCUCAACAACAAUGAACACCAUGCUCGCCGAACUCCUCGCGGACAGCCAAAGUCACAUCAUGAUCCGAAGGCCCUCAAAAAUCUCGCCAAGGCAAAGCAGAAUCCUGCAAUGCCCAGCGCGCUUAACAAUUUUCUCGUGGGCAUCUCGGUCUCUGCCCUCAUGAUCGGCCUCCAGGAGUUGUUGAAGCCAGAGGUGGCCGCUACGUAUGGUCUUACCGAAGCAAUGACCACUUACUGUGAGAUUGUGGCACCCCGGGGAAGCAACGACUUGGCCAUUGUCACGAAUGUGAUCGAGGCUGUAUCCGGCAUCGCACCAGGGCAAAGUGCGACGCCCGCUCCCACCGGAACCAGCGACACUCCUUCCGCGAGCACAACGCCACCGGAAGAUCAACUCCCGCAAACCGUCCCCGCCCUGCCGGAAAGCAACACUCCGGAAGCAGUUCUGCAGGAGCUGCGUGAAAACCAGCGCAACAUGGAUCAGAUCAUCGCCGAGCAGCUCGGAGCGUCGAGAGAACAAUACCGCCGUCUCGAGCAGCAACUGGAGUUAGAGAAGUUGCGUGACGGAGUUACUGUUCGCGCCGAGCAAAUCAGCCGGGCAUAUCUCCCCCGCUUCCCGAACCCCCCGCCCCUCAGCCCGGAAAUGAUGCCGGGAGGCAUGUCGAACGAUCUAUUCAAGUGGUUCAAGCAACUUGGAGGGGCCAUGCAGACAAUGGAUAUCUAUAUCCAGGCGGAGCUCAACUUCUGGCACGCUGCCGCCCGAGCGAAUGCGGCAGAGUGGGAAGCCUGGCAGCGCGGGAUGACUCCAAGGGCCCCGGCAGUGGCGUCUCAUUUCCGGGUCACUCAGGCUGGUGAAUGA
This is a messenger RNA of Fomitopsis serialis, 1032 nucleotides long. RefSeq lists its product as uncharacterized. The transcript has 4 exons. The record is from RefSeq and is a predicted model, not a curated record. NCBI's taxonomy places the organism in Eukaryota, Fungi, Basidiomycota, Agaricomycetes, Polyporales, Fomitopsidaceae. Bases 1 to 1032 code for a protein of 343 amino acids.